GCGGCGAAAGGAAGGAUCGAACCCGGGCAUGGCGUGGUCUCCGCCGCCCUCCUGAGCGGGGCGAUCGGCGCUGAGCCCCCGGCACGACCCCGGGCACGACCCCCGGCGCUGAGCCCCCGGCUCGGCAUCGCCCGGGUGAUGGAGAACCUCACAACUCCUCCAACCUGGAGCAGGAUCACCAACAGCUCCUUGGACCCGGGUGGCACAGAUGACAGCCCCUACAAGUGCGUGUUUGACGAGGACUUCAAAUACGUCCUGCUGCCCGUCUCCUACGGCAUCGUGUGUGUGGUGGGGCUCUUCCUCAACCUGCUGGCCCUCUACGCCUUCAUCUUCAGGAUCAAGACCUGGAACGCCUCCACCACCUACAUGUUCAACCUGGCCAUCUCCGACACGCUCUACGUGGUGUCCCUGCCCCUGCUGGUGUACUACUACGCCAUGGGGGACAACUGGCCCUUCAGCGUGGGGCUGUGCAAGAUCGUCCGCUUCCUCUUCUACACCAACCUCUACUGCAGCAUCCUCUUCCUGCUCUGCAUCAGCAUCCAUCGCUUCCUGGGCAUCUGCUUCCCGCUGAAGUCGCUGCGCUGGGGCCACGUGCGCCACGCGCGCCGCGUGUCGGUGGCCGUGUGGGUGGUGACCGUGGCGUGCCAGUCCCCCGUGCUCUUCUUCGUCACCACCAGCGUCAAGGGCGACACCAUCACCUGCCACGACACGUCCAGCAAGGACCUCUUCGGCCAGUUUGUCAUCUACAGCUCGGUGAUGCUGGUGCUGCUCUUCUGCAUCCCCUUCCUCGUCAUCAUCGUCUGCUACUGCCUGAUGGCCCGGCGGCUGCUCCAGCCCACCCGCGGCAUGUCCCGCCUGUCCCGCUCCAAGAAGAAGUCGGUGAAGAUGAUCAUCAUCGUCCUGGUGGUCUUCAUUGUGUGCUUCCUGCCCUUCCACGUCACUCGUACCUUGUACUACUCCUUCCGGAGCUGGGACCUCAGCUGCCAGACCCUCAAUGCCAUCAAUCUGGCCUACAAGGUGACUCGACCCCUGGCCAGCACCAACAGCUGCUUGGAUCCCAUUUUGUAUUUCCUAGCAGGGCAACGAUUUAUGAAGUUUGCGGGCAACAAAAUGCCAGGGAAGCCUCAGAACGAGGUGGCGCUGAGCAUCGUGCCCAACAGUCACCUGGGAACCAGCAGUGACACGGACACGCUCUCCAAGGAGCUGAAAUCCUAGCUCUGCUGCACAGAAGGGUUUAUCCUGGCUGUGAAGGGAGGACAGCAUGCUCUGGGGCCCGAGCCUUUGGGUGUUUGGGGUGCCGGGCUUGCACCCACUCCAGCGUGGUCUGUGUCAAACGCGCUCUGCCUGUUUUGCUGUAUCUUUUUAAGGAAGAUGCAGCUGUGGUUGCACACGUGAACCCUGAUCUCUGGCUCUGCAUCCCAGCCUGCCCCUCUGAGGUGACCAAAUCUGGGGAAAAAAGUCAUGCCCUGAGUGCCUCGAAUCAUUUUCCAAAACAAAAACGCUGUGUGCGAAAGGUCCCCCUAAGGAAUUCCAUCUGGCACGGGGGAGCCAGAGUUUCUCUGUGCCUUGGCAAGGCAGGAAGGGCUUUGGGUGGAUGGGGAGAGGCAGCUGCAGUUCUGCUGAACAGCUUGGUGCAAAUGUCAAGGACAAGUAUCACCCAGAGCAGGAAAGGGUCUCCCACAGCUUUGUGUCCCUGAAGAAAUGCUCUCCCAGCUUCAAGCUGUCAGAGCAGGGAUGGCAUUCCCAGCUCCUGUCCAAGGGCUGGCUUCCCAUUAACCAGGGUGCUGAUGGACAUUCCAUCCCACUGGGGUGCACUGGUAGCAGCCCACUGGAGUUUACUGGUACCAUCGAGCAGGUCCCCUGUAGGCUUCUCCAGUGGGGCCAACAUCUUCCGAAAAACCCAUUAGAAAGCUUCCCAACAACAACAGUCCUAAAAGCUUUUAGGAACCUACAGCUUCCAGCUGCUGGCUUUAAUAAUCAUCUCCAUCUCAUUAAAAUUUAAGGUGAGCUGUUCAUAUCUUGUUUUUAACCCCUUUCCUGGUGACUCAUGUUUCUAGCACAGCAGCAAAGACCAGUGUUCAUCCCUUGGCUGAGCACUGUCCCGUCCCCAUUGCUGUCCCUCAGAGGUGACAAAAUUGCCAGCACUAAAAACCCUGAGUUGAGGAGCUGCAAAUGGUGCUGAGCUUAAUCCCAUUCUGUCUGGAUUUGUAAAAAAUGUCCACAAAGCAUUUCACCAGAAGGUACUCUUGGUCUUUUUCCCUGUAAUUGUUGGAGAGCCCAGAGCCCAGGUCCAUGAUUUCCCUGCCAGGAGGAUUCCUGAUUCCUCUCCCCAAAAAUGAAAAUUGCUUGGGCUGCAGCACUGGACGAGUCACGUUUGGUAAAAGCUCAAUUUCAGGACUAGGCAAACACAUUUGAUGUUGACUUAGGCAAGACCUCAGACCACUCCUUAGUUUCUCCCAUCCUUCCUCCUUGUGAAGUGGUUUGGAGGGGACAAAGCCACGUUGCCAUGUCACCAGUUGUGUUCAGUCACGGGUGACUGGAACCAUUCAGGGCUAACUGGGAGGUUCCUGUGCUCCCACCCCCAGGAGGGCUCCUGUCCCCACCAACAAUGUCACAACCACAGGAGGGAAAGGCAAACAGGACAUUUGUGGGGUGGUUCAUCCCAGCCUCGAGUGUGUUUAGGAUAGGAUUGGGUUAAGACCAGACUUGCCCCAUGGCAGCACCUUUAUUCCUUUGUUCUUGUGGAGGGAGCUUGGCUUUGUGGUGAGGGUCAUGGCACAGCCACUGGGGCGAGACAAAUAGCUGGGAGAAAUGAUUCCAGCCAGGGCACUGACCUGGUACAAACAUCACUCCAGGCCAGGCCUUGCCCAGUCUCCCACAUUUACCAAAAAGCAGCAUGGACACGUUACGUGCUCUGAAUAAUUCAACAAAAAACUUACCCAAACUUUCCUCCUGAGGUCCUGCUUUGAAAUCCCAGCUCCUUCUGAGCUGGCUUCGAGCACUGCCAGUGUCAUCAGGGGUGUCCCUCUGUGAUCUCCAUCCCCAAGGCAUCCCACUGGCCAGAUGCAGAGCAGUUGGAGAGGUACCAGCUGGAAAUCUAGCUCUAGACUUUUGUUUGUUUGUUUCUGUUUGUAAAAGCACUAACUUAUACUAGAGAGAGAGAGAGAAAAAAAAAAGUGAGUUU
Molecule: messenger RNA, 3184 nt
Organism: Catharus ustulatus (Swainson's thrush)
Lineage: Eukaryota; Metazoa; Chordata; Aves; Passeriformes; Turdidae
Gene: P2RY2
Product: purinergic receptor P2Y2
Exons: 2
Coding region: 139-1215 (358 amino acids)
Biological process (GO): positive regulation of mucus secretion; phospholipase C-activating G protein-coupled receptor signaling pathway; blood vessel diameter maintenance
Cellular component (GO): plasma membrane
Molecular function (GO): A1 adenosine receptor binding; G protein-coupled purinergic nucleotide receptor activity; G protein-coupled UTP receptor activity
Source: RefSeq, a predicted model, not a curated record